GGGUCCUGCACAGGUUAGAACGCAGGGGAAGAACUGCCCAUCCAGGCCCGCCACUCGACGGUCGCGUACGAAUCUUUUCCAGCGAAUGAGGCCCAGAGGAUCCAUUCGAUCGCGUCCCGGAGGAAACCAAGCGGCCAGCAGGGGCCGCCCCACAGCCCGCCCUCACACCCGGCGCCUGCGGGAGCCGACUGGCAGGCCGAGCCGGAAGCGGGCCGGACCCGCCGGAAGUGACGCACAAUCGGCGCGCCGGCGGCGUCCCUCGAGCGCGCGGUUUCCUCAGGUCCGCCGCGUCCCUGUGUUCUCUGGGAGCAGGCUGUCCCGGGCGCAAUGGGCAAGAAGGGUAAGGAGAAGAAGAAGGGCCGCGGUGCGGAGAAGACGGCCGCCAAGAUGGAGAAGAAAAUGACCAAGCGCUCCCGGAAGGAGGAGGAUGACCUGGAAGCCCUCAUUGCCCAUUUCCAGACACUGGAUGCCAGAAAGACAAAGAUCACAGAGACGCCCUGCUCCCCACCGUCUGCACGGUUGAAUGCCUCCCUGUCUGCACAUCCUGAGAAAGAUGAGUUAAUCCUUUUCGGAGGUGAAUAUUUCAAUGGCCAAAAAACUUUUUUGUAUAAUGAACUCUACAUCUACAAUAUCAGAAAGGACACCUGGACAAAAGUCGACAUCCCCGGCCCUCCGCCGAGGCGCUGUGCUCACCAGGCGGUGGUGGUACCUCAGGGUGGCGGACAGCUGUGGGUCUUUGGAGGGGAGUUUGCUUCCCCUGAUGGAGAGCAGUUCUACCACUACAAGGAUCUCUGGGUCCUGCACUUGGCCACCAAGACCUGGGAGCAAAUCAAGGCAACAGGUGGUCCUUCAGGUCGGAGUGGACAUCGGAUGGUGGCCUGGAAGAGACAGUUAAUCCUUUUUGGUGGCUUCCAUGAGAGUACAAGGGACUAUGUCUACUACAGUGAUGUGUAUGCCUUCAGCCUGGACACAUUCACAUGGAGCAAGCUGUCCCCGGCAGGGUCUGGGCCCACACCCCGGUCAGGCUGCCAGAUGGCUGUCACUCCCCAGGGCAGCAUUGUCAUCUACGGAGGCUACUCCAAGCAGAGAGUCAAGAAAGACGUGGACAGAGGCACCCAGCACUCUGAUAUGUUUCUACUUAAGCACGAGGAAGGGGGAGAAGUCAAUGACCUGUACUUCUACGAUGCCACCAGGAACCGCUGGUUUGAAGGACAGCUGAAGGGCCCCAAGUCAGAGAAGAAGAAAAGGAGGCGUGACAAGGUGGAGGAGCACACAGGUGCCGACAGGCAGGAGCUCGGGCCCGCCAGCGCCUCAGAGCCCCUGGAGGUGGUCACAGAGGUGGUGGCUGAGGAUGGCACCGUGGUUACCAUUAAACAAGUGCUCAGGACCCCAGGCCUGGUGCAGCAGCCCCCAUCUGAGGACGAGGACAGUGCCAUGGAUCCCAGCAGCCCCAGGGUCCAGCCGUGUCCGCGUUCCAGCUCCAUGCUGGCUGUCAAGCACGGGCUGCUCUUCGUCUAUGGGGGGAUGUUUGAAGCUGGUGACCGCCAGGUGACUCUCAACGACCUGUACUGCCUUGACCUUCACAGGAUGGAGGAGUGGAAGACCUUGGUGGAGAUGGACCCGAAGACCCAGGAGUGGCUGGAGGAGACGGACUCAGAGGAGGACAGCAGCUCAGCCGAGGGUGCAGAGGGGGGAGAUGGGGACCAGGACGAGGACAGUGAGGAGGAGAGUGAUGAAGAGCGAGAAGAGCCACAACACCCAGAGGUGGCACCCGGGGAGCAGUACAUGGACUACCUGGCCAGGACGGAGCAGCACUGGCUGAAGCUUGCUCGUGAUGACUUGGGGCCCGAUACCAAAGAGAAGACAGUGCUAAAGGCGGCCCAGGCCGUGGCAAAGACUUUCUUUAAUGACUCAGCUCAGGGCACUGCUGAGGCCAGCGGUGAGAUGGAUGGUCCAUGAAUUCCCUUGGCGCUGGUGGGUGUGAGCCAGGUGCCACAGAGGUCACUUUCUUAGCCUGGCAAGGCCCCAGCCCUGCUCCUGAGGCUCCGCCCACUGUCAAGGAGCAGCCCCACCCAUCCAUGUUGCUGGGGCCUUAGGGUGAGACCGUGUGGAGGGACCCACAAGAAGUCUGUUUUCUAAUAAAACAACUCUGUGUGCUUUG
Molecule: messenger RNA, 2161 nt
Organism: Octodon degus (degu)
Lineage: Eukaryota; Metazoa; Chordata; Mammalia; Rodentia; Octodontidae
Gene: Klhdc4
Product: kelch domain containing 4
Exons: 12
Coding region: 328-1959 (543 amino acids)
Molecular function (GO): protein binding
Source: RefSeq, a predicted model, not a curated record